GUCAAGCAGGUGGCGGUAAUGUGCCAAUCGGUUUGACAACUGCCAGUAACUAUGAGAAGAAGAAGCAGUCUCGCGCGGACAUCGGGCAAGUUUCCGCGACAUUUUCUUCCGCCAUCUUGUAUAAGAUAUCACAGUUUUUCGGCGCGUUUGCGUUAUUGCACGAACAUAGAUUGCUAGAAAAGGAGAAUCCUUCUCUUUGAUUAACGCCACACCGGAUGUGGUGACUUCUUCAGUCAUGCCAAGCGAAUGUGCACAUGCCUUCUGCAAAAAUAUGAUGGUCAAGGGAAAUGGACUGACAUUCCAUCGUUUCCCUAAAAACUCUGAAAGAAGGAUGCAAUGGGCGUCCAAGAUGGGACGCCCUGAGGGCUGGGCACCCAAACCUUGGGAUCUUGUUUGCAGCGCUCACUUUCGGGAAGAAGACUUCGACCGCACUGGUCAAAACACCCGCCUCCGUGACAACGUCGUGCCAUUUACGUGUAAAAUUCUGGCUCGCUUGCAGAAAAGCGGCAAACGUGAUUCCAGUUUAAUCAAGAGUCAAGAGCAAAAAUCAACAACUAGGAGCAGCAAAAAACGAGCAGCUGAAGAAGUGAUUGAUCUGUCUGCAACAAUGACGUCAAAACCAAGAUCAACAGCUAACAGUAGCAAAAAACAGGCAACAUCACCAGCUCAAGUUGAGCUAGUGAUGGAUCUGUCUCCUGAGAGAAGGUCAAAACCAAGAUCAACAGCUAACAGCAACAAAAACGUGGCAGCAUCACCAGGUCAAGAUGAAGUGAUUGAUCUAUCUCCAGAGAGGAUGCCAGAACCAAGAUUGGCUGACAGCAACAAAAAUCUGGCAACAUCAUUGACUAAAGACGUGGCUGAUGCUCAACAAGUGUUACCGGGUGGUCUACCUACAAACAGGUUUCACACCUAUGCUGCGUCAAGUGAAUACAGUUUCAAGGAAAAAUGGCUUUUUGCAGAAAGUCGUGCGGAAGAACUCGAGAAAAACCUUCACAAUGCUCUGCAAAGGGAGAAAAGGAUCAAGCAUGCCAUGACCAAUGUUUUGGAAGCCCUUAAAGAAAGAAACACUGUGAUUGAAAAUUUGCAGUCACAGCUUGAUACCCAUGGAGAUUUUCCGAUCCAUCUCUUUAACAAGACGAAUAGUUACACGACAGAGCAAAAAAACUUUGCAUUGACACUCCAUCUGUAUGGGCCCAAAGCCUACCAGUACCUCAGACAACAUAUUCAUAUGCCCUCAACGAGAACUUUGAGAAGAUGGCUUUCAGACUCAGACGAGUGUGAAGGAGUGGACAGUACUGUGCUCGAUGCUUUGAAGGAAAAGCUCAGCGACAAUCCUUCAGCCUUCGCAGAUGUAGCACUGUUGCCGGAUGUCAUGUCAAUCUGCAAGGUCACUGACAACAAUAACAAGAAGAUGCCUGGCUCAAGCUUGUGUGCAUGGACACCAGAUUUUGAUUAAAUAACUUGGAGAAUUGUGGGACGGGCACAUUUUGGAGAAAUUGGGUCCAGAGGUACUGUGGGAGGAGCUUCCCGCAACACAGAUAAUGGGGAAUUAUUCACAUUAUCUGGGAUAAAAUGAUUAUAGUUGAUCCAGUAUUACCUUAGUAAAUGUAAAGCAAUACAUUUAAAUGAUAGCUUGGAAAGCAGCUAUUUCACAUAACUUUCCGUUGCUGUGGCGCCACAGCACUCAAUAGAGCAGCGUGCUCUUGUUUACCAAUGAAGUUGUGAAGUCUAUUUACAAAGUCAUGGCCGACUAUUGCUCAAUUUGAAAAUACAGAUGAGCCAUUUGAAUUUUACAUUUUUGGUUGUUUUUAAUUUUCCUUCUUCACAUAUUCAGCUGUGACAAGAAAGAUUUUACUGUGAUAUUUUUAGCUUGCCUUACACGCUUACAUUGUAUUGUUGUUUAGCUGACCAUUAUUUUUACCUCUGCCAACAAAGUUGGGGGUAAUUUUAUCGCCCCCAUUUGUUUGUCUGUCUGUUUGUGAAGUCUGGAGCCCACAGUUUUUUUCCAUAUAUCUUUAUGAA
Thalassophryne amazonica is the source of this 2022-nucleotide messenger RNA. RefSeq names its product THAP domain-containing protein 4-like. The transcript has 10 exons. The coding region runs from base 236 to 1456 and encodes 406 amino acids. Lineage: Eukaryota; Metazoa; Chordata; Actinopteri; Batrachoidiformes; Batrachoididae. The record is from RefSeq and is a predicted model, not a curated record.